Messenger RNA from Phytophthora infestans T30-4, 387 nucleotides. RefSeq lists its product as uncharacterized. The transcript has a single exon. The coding region runs from base 1 to 387 and encodes 128 amino acids. NCBI's taxonomy places the organism in Eukaryota, Oomycota, Peronosporomycetes, Peronosporales, Peronosporaceae. The record is from RefSeq and is a predicted model, not a curated record.
AUGAUUUUGAAAUUAAAUAAUCUCGGUGAAUCUACUGCCAAUGAACUACAACAACUUGCGAAUCAGCUGAAUGUUCAAAUCGACAACAUACUAGAUUUCAGAAACAUUAGAGCUCCACUAGGUGAUGGAAACUACAUUAUAUUACUCCGAUUGAAUCCAGGAGUUGGACAUUGGGUUUGUAUGUGCAACAAUGAAUACUUUGAUUCGAUGGGUAUUGGGCCACCGAGAAUUCUUGGCGCUACGAAAUGUAAUGAAAAACAGUACCAAGGGAGCUAUGAUAAUUAUUGCGGUUUAUGGAGUAUGCUGUACCUUUAUAGUAAACAACACAAUCGACCUGAUUUACUCAGAAAUUUUUACGAUUUAAAUACAGAAGUUUCAUUAUCUUAA